UUUAUUUUGCGUGCGGCAGCAGCGGCGCUUCAGCUGACGCGGAGAAGACGACAAAUGCAGCCUUAUUUGCCAGCCUGUCUGUCAGAGUGCCGUCGAUAUGGUUCAGCACAAGGACAGACGUCGCAUCUGGAAGAUGUAUUAGGCUGUUCUUGCUGGUUUUGAUCGGCCACAUCGCGGACUUCUUUGCAAAACAAAAGCGCAAACAUCGGCUGACGAACCGGGAUCGCACCUGCCGCGGAUCAUGGACAACAAAGACUGAUCCAGCACGGCUACGUGCUGCAGAAAACCGAGCCAGGCUUCCUGUUGUUCUUCAAAUAAAGUCUUUUUUUUAUCACAUAAGAGACUGAUGCUACGGUUGGAAGUGUAAGCGCACCAAAUGCGGGGUCUGGACCUCCAUGUUGUAGGCCGAACCUAACCGAUCUGGCUGGGUUAAUUAUAGAAACGCUUUUUUUUUUUUACUUUGGCUUGGACAUCCAAAAGCUACAAUACGAUAUUACAGAAUCGAGAUUUCCUCAGGAGAAACAUCCGGCCGGCCUCGUUAUUUCAAUAAUUUAACGAUCGUCUCUGAACACUGGAGCUCGUCCCAGUAGGACCAGUUUGACGGCUGCCGCCAGCAGCCUUCAAGAUUCAAUGUUCCUCUAAAAAAAGAGAAAAAAGGACAAAAUUAUGUGGGUCAGUCCUGAAGAUGUGUUGCUGGCGGGUGCGUUAUGGAUCACAGAGAGAGCAAAUCCAUAUUUCAUCCUACAGAGACGAAAAGGCCACGGUGAUGGAGGCGGAGGACUGGCGGGUUUGCUGGUUGGAACUUUGGAUGUUGUUCUGGACUCAAGUGCUCGAAUGGCCCCUUAUAGGAUUCUCUACCAAACUCCUGACUCCUCAGUGUACUGGAUCAUUGCUCAUGGAACCUCCCGUAAAGAGAUCACAGAGCAUUGGGAGUGGCUGGAACACAACCUGCUGCAGACUCUCUCCAUCUUUGAGAACGAGAAUGACAUCACCACCUUUGUCAAAGGGAAGGUGCAGGGAAUCAUUGCAGAGUACAACAAGAACCACGAUGUCAAAGAAGAUGACGACACAGAAAAGUUCAAGGAAGCAAGCUCCAAGUUCCGUAAGCUGUUCGGGAUGCCUGAGGAGGAGAAGCUGGUCAACUAUUACUCCUGCAGUUACUGGAAGGGGAAGGUGCCUCGACAGGGAUGGCUUUACCUCAGCAUCAACCACCUCUGCUUUUACUCGUAUUUACUGGGAAAAGAAGCCAAACUGGUGGUGCGCUGGGCAGAUAUCACUCAGUUGGAGAAGAGUGCCACUCUCCUACUGCCUGAUAUGAUUCAAGUGAGCACGCGGACCAAUGAGCAUGUCUUCUCAGUCUUCCUCAACAUCAAUGAGACCUUCAAGCUGGCAGAGCAGCUGGCCAACAUCGCCAUGAGACAGCUGCUCGACAACAAAGGCUUCGAACAGGACCGCUCACUGCCUAAACUAAAAAAGAAGUCACCUAAGAAGGUGUCGGCACUAAAGAGAGAUCUGGAUGCAAGAGCGAAGAGUGAGCGUUACCGGGCGCUCUUCCGUUUGCCUAAAGAUGAAAAACUGGACGGACACACAGACUGCACUCUGUGGACUCCCUUUAACAAGAUGCACAUCCUGGGACAGAUGUUUGUUUCCACCAACUACAUUUGCUUCACCAGCAAGGAGGAGACGCUGUGCAGCCUCAUCAUUCCCCUGCGUGAGGUUACUAUUGUGGAGAAAGCAGAUAGCUCCAAUGUGCUGCCCAGCCCGCUCUCCAUCAGCACCAAGAAUCGCAUGACCUUUCUGUUUGCCAACCUGAAAGACAGAGACUUCCUGGUGCAGAGGAUCUCUGACUUUCUGCAGCAGACCACCUCCAAGAUCUACCUAGAGAGGGAACUUAAUGGCAGCCUUAACAGCUCGGAUGAUGAGGUUUACUCCCAGCAUGGAUCCCUGCUCUCUAGUAGUCCACAGCACAGUUUGGGUUCAGAGGUGGAACGCACGUUCAACCUGAACGACAGCAGCGUGCCCACAGCCACAGAGGCACUCAUGACAAUGUAUCGCCGCCGGUCCCCUGAGGAGUUUAAUCCCAAAUUGGCUAAAGAGUUCCUUAAGGAGCAGGCAUGGAAGAACCACUUUACAGAGUAUGGAGAGGGAGUGUGUAUGUACCGAACAGAGAAGACCAAGGAGUUGGUUCUCAAGGGGAUUCCUGAGGGCAUGAGAGGAGAGUUGUGGCUGCUGUUCUCUGGCGCGAUCAAUGAGAUGACCACUCAUCCUGGAUACUACGAAGACCUGGUGGAGAAAUCAAUGGGCAAGUACAACCUGGCUACAGAGGAGAUUGAGAGAGACCUGCACCGCUCUCUGCCUGAGCACCCGGCCUUUCAGAACGAGAUGGGUAUUGCUGCCCUCCGCAGGGUCCUUACUGCCUAUGCAUUCAGAAAUCCCAACAUUGGAUACUGUCAGGCCAUGAAUAUUGUGACAUCUGUGUUGCUGCUUUAUGCCAAAGAAGAGGAGGCGUUUUGGCUGCUUGUGGCCCUCUGUGAGAGGAUGCUGCCAGACUAUUACAAUACUAGGGUUGUAGGAGCUCUUGUUGACCAGGGAGUGUUUGAGGAGCUUGCCCGCGAAUACGUUCCCCAACUGUACGACUGCAUGCAGGACCUUGGGGUCAUCUCCACUAUUUCACUUUCUUGGUUCCUCACACUCUUCCUGUCGGUCAUGCCAUUCGAGAGUGCAGUGGUUGUGGUGGACUGCUUCUUCUAUGAUGGAAUUAAGGUCAUCUUCCAGUUGGCGCUCUCUGUGCUGCAUGCCAACAUCCACCAGCUGCUGGGCUGCAAGGAUGAUGGGGAAGCAAUGACUGUACUGGGAAGGUACCUGGACAGUGUGACCAAUAAGGAUAGUACCCUCCCUCCUAUCCCCCACCUCCACUCUUUGCUAACGGAUAACGGAGAACCACAUCCAGAGGUUGAUAUCUUCAAACUGGUCCGCAGCUCUUAUGAGAAAUUUGGCUCAAUUCGCGCAGAUGUGAUUGAACAGAUGCGUUUCAAACAGAGACUGAGGGUCAUCCAAACCAUCGAAGAUACAACUAAACGCAAUGUGGUCAGAUCUAUUGUAACAGAGACAGCUUUCAGUAUUGAUGAGUUGGAGGAGCUCUAUGUGGUCUUCAAGGCAGAGCACCUGACCAGUUGUUACUGGGGAGGAAGCAGCAACCCUACAGAGCGUCAUGAUCCCAGCCUGCCAUACCUGGAGCAGUAUCGCAUCGAUGUGGAGCAGUUUAAGGGCUUGUUUAACCUGCUGUUCCCCUGGGCCAAUGGAGCUCACUCAGACCCCCUGGCUAUCCGCUUCUUCCGUCUCCUUGACGAAAAUGGAGAUGCCCUCAUCAACUUCCGCGAGUUCAUCAGUGGCUUUGGUGUUCUGUGUCAUGGGGACCUCACUGAGAAGCUGAAACUCCUCUACAAGAUGCACGUGUUACCUGAGGUCUCUCAUGAACAAGAGGAGCCCGAUUCAGCCUUUGAAGCCACUCAGUACUUCUUUGAAGACAUCACUCCAGAAACAUCCAUUGGCCAUGAUUCAAAGUGCAGGAGUGAGAAGGAUGAUGGCUUUGUCAGAGUAACAUUUAAAACGGAAAAAGUGAAGAAACUUAAUAAUCCUGAUUACAGUCAUUACCUAAAAAUGUGGAACCAGGAGACUAAAUCUAAACGAGAAAAAACAAAAGACCUGCCAAAGCUGAAUCAGAGUCAGUUCAUCGAACUUUGCAAGACCCUCUAUAGCAUGUUCAGUGAAGAUGUUGCAGAGCAAGAGCUCUAUCACGGCACUGCAACCGUCACCAGUCUGCUGCUGGAAAUGGGAGAGGUGGGGAAGCUUUUCUCUUCUUCCAGUAGAAAGGACCACAACCAGGAGGCUAAAACGGAGCCCACUGCAUGCAGGAGAGGCUACAUGGAUCUCAAAACCACCCAGGAGAGUCAGGAUUUGGGAGAUGUUUUUGUCCCUACAGGCCUGGAGAACAAACUGAGUCUAUGUGAGGAGGGAGGAGGGGGCGAAGGGAGCGAACAGCUGGCCCCCAUGCAAGACAUCAAGCUGGAGGACUCGUCACCUAAAGACACAGGCACUUCAUCUGCCAUGCUCAUUUCUGAUGAUGAAACCAAAGAUGACACGUCAAUGUCAUCUUACUCUGUGCUCAGCGUUGGUUCACAUGAGCUGGAUGAAAAGCUGCAGUGCGAGGACAUUGCAGAUGACACAGUACUGGUGCGAAGCGAUGAUGGUCCUAACACUGAGAGGAGUGGACAACCUCACACCGGCAGAUCCCACGACAGGGGCCUGCCACAUAGCACAAGCAUAGAUAAAGACUGGGCCAUCACAUUUGAGCAGUUCCUGGCCUCCAUCCUCACUGAACAGGCUCUGGUGCGUUAUUUUGAGAAGCCUGUGGAGGUGGCAGCUCGCAUAACUAAUGCCAAGAAUGUGCGUAAAGUUGGGCGUCCCCUGUUGUCAACGAGUGACUAUGAAAUCUCGCUUUCUGGAUGAGGUUUAGUAAAGGACUUGUGCUGCUCUAAAGGAAAGAAAAAUUAUCAGUCAGGGGGUGUUUUUCAGAAGAAUGGAGGUAAAUGUAAAAUGUGAGUGUAUGAUAGUUGACAGAAUGUGACCAAAACAGCUUCUAGAAAUGUAUUUUACCAGAAAUGAAAGACUUUUACUAUAGCAAUCAAUAGAUUCUGUCCAAUAAAGAGGGAACAGGACAUUAACUUAAGGCCUACUUGGAUGAAAUCAAAGUGUACAAUGUGCUGUACUUUAUAAGGCAUUUAUGCAUAGGUGUGAAUAUUGUAAUCUCUUGUACUCUUAGGAUAUGUAGCUGUAAAAUGUCCACAGAUGCAGUGCAGUUCCUUAUUGGGAUAUUGAUAGUCCACAGUGCUUAUCAUCAGUUAUCGUUACAUCUUCGUCAAACGGUUGCUUCCUUACUUUAAAAACCAUUGGUUGCAAAUUCUAACUUUUAGUUUGCUUAU
This is a messenger RNA of Melanotaenia boesemani (Boeseman's rainbowfish), 4982 nucleotides long. It is a transcript of the gene tbc1d9, whose product is annotated as TBC1 domain family, member 9 (with GRAM domain). The record is from RefSeq and is a predicted model, not a curated record. Gene Ontology annotation, molecular function: calcium ion binding. The transcript is spliced from 21 exons. The coding region runs from base 667 to 4509 and encodes 1280 amino acids. Lineage: Eukaryota; Metazoa; Chordata; Actinopteri; Atheriniformes; Melanotaeniidae.